AUGCGGGCAGCACAGAGCAGGGCCCCCGGGCUCCUGCUCCUUCUGGGCCCCAUUCUGUUGACUGUGGAUAUAGCGGUUGCUGAUAGCCAAGUGGCGCAGCAUGAAAGGGAGAAGGAGCCAGCCUAUUGGGACACACAGGCAAGGGAGACGCUGGGCGCCGCGCUCAAACUCCGCCCUCGGGACCACCAGGCCAAGAAUAUCAUCCUCUUCCUCGGUGACGGGAUGGGCGUGUCCACAGUGUCAGCAGCUCGUAUCCUGCAGGGCCAGAUGGAGGGCAGGUCCGGAGAGGAGACAGUGCUGGCAAUGGACACCUUCCCUUACCUCGCUCUGUCUAAGACUUACAGUGUGGACAAGCAGGUAGCAGACAGCGCUAGCACAGCUACAGCAUACCACUGUGGGGUGAAGGCUAAUGCUAAGACAGUGGGGCUUAGCGCUAAUGCCGAGGCCUACAAGUGUAACACCACCUUUGGCAAUGAGGUUUACUCCGUGCUGCGACGUGCAAAAGCACAAGGUAAAUCUGUAGGAAUUGUGACAACCACCCGUGUUCAGCAUGCCUCACCCGCUGCUGCCUACGCCCACUCAGUCAGCCGCAGCUGGUACAGCGAUGCCGACAUUCCCUCUAGCGCCCGCCGACAGGGCUGUGUGGACAUUGCCACCCAAAUGGUCACCAAUGUGGACAUUGAUGUGAUCCUGGGUGGAGGGAGAAUGUAUAUGACACCAAAAGGCACCCCAGACCCUGAGUAUCCCACCUCCAACUCACGUAAGGGGGAUCGCAAAGACAAGAGGAACCUUAUUGAUGUGUGGCUGAAGGCCAAACCAAAGAAGAGGUCCCUCUAUGUUUGGCACAAGAAGCAGUUCGACGAAAUCAAUGUGACAACUACUGACCGGCUCAUGGGCCUUUUUGAGCCCAAGGACAUGAGGUUUGAGGUUUUCCGUAAUAGAACAUGUGACCCCUCUAUCGUGGAGAUGACAGAGAAAGCCAUUCAGAUCCUCAGCAAAAACCCUAAAGGAUUCUUCCUUUUUGUUGAAGGAGGGAGAAUUGACCACGGCCACCACGAUGGCAUUGCGAAGCUGGCACUGACCGAGGCUGUGAUGUUCGACCGGGCCGUGCACCAUGCGUCAAGGCUCACCAGGGAGUCUGACACACUCACUGUGGUUACUGCAGACCACUCCCACGUCUUCACUUUUGGUGGAAACACCCCGAGAGGGAACCCCAUCUUUGGUCUGGCACCAAAGAAAGCUGAUGACAAAAUGCCAUUCACCAGCAUCCUGUACGCCAAUGGUCCUGGCUAUGUACACGUAAAUGGAACCAGAGGGAACAUCACAAUGGUGGAUUACUAUGAUGAGGAGUACAUGCAGCAGGCUGCCGUUCCACUGGACUCAGAGACCCACGGUGGGGAAGACGUUGCCAUCUAUGCCAAAGGCCCCAUGGCCCACCUUUUCCACGGGGUCAAAGAGCAGAACUAUGUGGCCCAUGUCAUGGCCUAUGCAGCCUGCCUGGAGCCUUACACUGACUGCCCUUCACAUCCACCUGCCUCGACAGGGCAUGUGAACACACCACUCUCCAACCUGCUGCUCAACAUGACUGGCCUCUUCUGGCUGCUGCUCAGAUGA
Messenger RNA from Lampris incognitus (smalleye Pacific opah), 1614 nucleotides. It is a transcript of the gene alpi.1, whose product is annotated as alkaline phosphatase, intestinal, tandem duplicate 1. Gene Ontology annotation, biological process: dephosphorylation. Gene Ontology annotation, cellular component: plasma membrane. Bases 1 to 1614 code for a protein of 537 amino acids. The transcript is spliced from 11 exons. NCBI's taxonomy places the organism in Eukaryota, Metazoa, Chordata, Actinopteri, Lampriformes, Lampridae. The record is from RefSeq and is a predicted model, not a curated record. Gene Ontology annotation, molecular function: alkaline phosphatase activity.